This is a messenger RNA of Cloeon dipterum, 1979 nucleotides long. Its product is annotated as coiled-coil domain-containing protein 96-like. The record is from RefSeq and is a predicted model, not a curated record. The transcript is spliced from 4 exons. NCBI's taxonomy places the organism in Eukaryota, Metazoa, Arthropoda, Insecta, Ephemeroptera, Baetidae. Bases 209 to 1075 code for a protein of 288 amino acids.
UCUCCACUCACAAUCUUCAGUAUGGCAGCGACAUCGGCUGGAGGAUGACGUGCGCGGUGCACUGCAGUCGUGAUUGAGGGGCCAGCGACCACCAGGCGACUACCGAGGAACACGGCUACAUUUCGGAUGGAGAGCCAAUUGGAGCGGACGACGACGGAGACGACGGAUUUGUGCACGGUGAGCGAGGAGCUGGACUCUGGCAAAGGAAAUGGAGCUGGCGCGGUGGAGCACGGAGAAAGGCCGAACGUCGAGCAAACCGCCGCGGCCGCCGCGCAAGCACGAGCUGGAGCAGGACCAGGAGCAGGAGGAGGAGCAGCAGCCCAAUCUGUCAGAGGUCUGGUCCGAGCCGGACCACACCGUCUCGCUCGCGCGCAUCGGCCUGCCCGAGAACAAGACGCCCGUCAACCAGACCGUCUCGUCGCCAAACUCCUCCGAGUUCGAGCACUCGCCCCGCACCCCAGAAAUGGUGGUUGCAGGCAAGAAAGCGUCGUACAAGAAGCUGGUGCAGCGGCUGCACGCGACGGAGCAGAUCAUCGAGGCGCUGCAGGCCGAGCUGAGCGCGCACAAGGCCCUGGCCAAGGCCGAGCAGCCGGUGGGGCAGGAGGCGGCGCUGGAAUCGCAGCGGGCGCGACUGGAAGUGGUGGUGCGGCAGAGCGAGGCGACGCGGCAGCAGCUGGAGGCGGCGGCGAGGGGCGAGGCAGGCGGGCGCCGACGCCGAGCGGCAGCUGGCGGAGGCGGAGGGCCGCGUGCGGCAGCUCGAGGCCGAGCUGAGCGAGCGGGACGGCGUGCAGCGCCACCUGCAGCUUGUGCAGCUCGAGACGCAGGAGGCGCUGGCCACCAUGGAGGCGGCCAGGGCGGCCAUGCACGACGAACUGGUGCACACGAGGCUCGCCUGCCAGCAGCUGGAGCGACGCGCGCUCGACGCCACCAGCAAGUGUCAACAGCUCGAGCAAGCCUCCAAGCAGGACAUGCAGCGCUGCCAGCAGCAGGUGCAGCAGCUCGAGGCGGCGCGCCUCCGACAGCGACGAGCACUCUGCCAGCCGGCACACGCUGUCUUCGCCGGACCUGGGCAUAGAGAGCGACACCGGCCGCAGCGGCGGAGGCGACGAGCGCAGCCGACUCAAUUAGGAGAACUGGUAGCUCAAGCAGAAGCUUACCGAGAGCCAAUCCAUCUUGGAACGCUGCCUUGAGGCGCUCUACAAGAACCGCGACCGGCUGCGCGUAUAGGCCUCCAUGGAGAAGAAGCUGUUGCGCACGGACGAGGUGCUUCUCAAGGCCUUGCACAACCUCAAGCUGCUGCCCAGGUCGCCCCGAAUUGCUGUCGUUAAGGUGCUGGACUAUGAGAGGAUGAUGCCUAGCUUGAGUCCGCCUGCAUCCUCGGCGCUUGCGGCCGCGACGUCGGCAUUUUUGGCGUCGCUGACGUCCACUCCGAGAAGAAGAAGGAGGUGGAGCCAAGCACAGCAUGCACAAGUGCGCAUGCGUGGUUGGCAGCUGGCGUUGGCAGACACAGACUCCAGUCGUCCAGUCUGGCAGCGACAGCGACUGAAGGAUGACGUGCGCGGUGAUGUUCUACAGCCGUGAUUGAGGGGCCAAGCGGCCACUAGGCAACUAUCGAGGACCAUGGCCACAUUGCGGCCGUGCCGUGAUCGAGGAUUAAGAGGCCUGCGAGGUGGCCGGCGACCAACAGGCGGCCACCGAGGGCCGUGGCAGGCCACGGACGGCGUGCGGGACAAGUCAGAGGGCCCCGCUCAGCCAGAUUCUGAUUCCCAGUUUGCGAGGCCGACUUUUCCCAAGUGCAUCGUCACGCGGGCUUGCAAGGAUAUCCGCAAAUUGAAGCAGCAGCAGCCUACGCUAGCAGCACAUGCAGGUGCAACCUUCGACCCUGCGGCCGCCGCCCGUCGCUGAGAGCGUCUCCGCCUCCCCCGUCAACUCGCUCCUUGACCACAUCCACGCAAGUUCCUUGACGCACCGCAACACUC